Molecule: messenger RNA, 2913 nt
Organism: Nanorana parkeri
Lineage: Eukaryota; Metazoa; Chordata; Amphibia; Anura; Dicroglossidae
Gene: CLMN
Product: calmin
Exons: 13
Coding region: 1-2727 (908 amino acids)
Biological process (GO): nuclear migration
Cellular component (GO): meiotic nuclear membrane microtubule tethering complex; nuclear outer membrane; cytoplasm
Molecular function (GO): actin filament binding
Source: RefSeq, a predicted model, not a curated record
AUGGAUUAUUACAUGGCCAGCUCCUCCUCAUCAUCACAGCAGCACAUGGAUGAGCAGGAGAAACUAAAGACCUAUGAAGACAAGACAGAGAGAUACAGAGGAACCGGGCAUAGGGGGCACCCCUCCGGGUGGAAAAGUAUUGACCGAACAGUGACCGUUUGGCAGCACCGUGGUGUUCAAGCAGCUACAGCUGAACGGGAGAAUGUACAGAAAAGAACGUUUACGCGUUGGAUAAACCUGCACCUGGAAAAGCGCAACCCACCAAUGGAAGUUAAAGAUUUGUUUGUGGAUAUUCAAGACGGUAGAAUCCUGAUGGCUCUCUUGGAGGUCCUAACAGGGCAGAACCUGCUCCACGAGUACAAAUCGUCAACUCAUCGCAUAUUCCGGCUGAAUAACAUUGCCAAGGCGCUGAAGUUUCUAGAAGACAGUAAUGUAAAGUUGGUCAGUAUAGAUGCUGCCGAAAUCGCUGAUGGAAACCCCUCUUUGGUUCUCGGCUUGAUCUGGAACAUCAUCCUCUUCCUGCAGAUUAAAGAACUCACAGGAAACCUGAACAGAAUGUCGUCGUCUUCCAGUCUGUCAUCCCUGCCUAGCGGGACCGAGUCCGACACGUCUCAUCCCGGCACUCUCAGCACAGAGAAAAGUCUGUCCGUUUCAAUUAAGGAUCAACGGAGGGCAAUCAAAGCUUUACUCAGCUGGGUUCAGCAGAGGACAAGAAAGUACGGAGUGGCGGUUCAGGAUUUUGCUGGUAGUUGGAGAAGUGGACUCGCCUUCUUGGCCGUUAUUAAAGCCAUAGACUCCAGCCUUGUGGACAUCAAGAAAGCACUGGAGAGAUCGGCCAGGGAGAAUCUUGAAGACGCAUUUACUAUUGCCCAGCGGAGUCUCAACAUCCCGCGGCUUUUAGAACCAGAGGAUGUGAUGGUGGAUUCGCCGGACGAACAAUCCAUAAUGACAUACGUCACACAGUUCCUGGAGCAUUUUCCAGAGCUUGACCCAGAUGAUUUCACAGAUCGCAGUGAAGAUGCUCCAGUGGAGAUGACAUACGUGCAUUACAAAGAUGGUCCUAGGGAAGAAGAAGGCAAGAUCAUUACUAUACCCAAAAAUGAGGAAAAUGACUUUACGGUGGAACUUCAGACAAGGCCUCUUACGCCACCAGAGACACAUGUCUACACAGAAGUUAAUGUUGCAGAUGACAGAAAUCCAAGUCCCAUGAACAGUUUUAGCAAACCACAAUGGCUCUCAUCAAAAGCUACUCGAGGUUCAGGUCCUGAGACGGCCGGGUUUAUGUUUGACAGGUUUUUACGCCGGCCUGAAAUGUCUUCAUUGAAUUCUGGGGUAUCCGGGGAAGUCUCUGGUAAUGGAUUCAAAAAAAUCAAAAAUACUGAAGGUCCAGUGGAACCAGUUUUGCUUUCUAAUGGACCAGGAGAGCUUCACUACAACUUAUUUGAUGAAGACUCACCCAAACCUACUUCAGGUGGACCCAAAGACCAGGAGCCAAAUUAUAUAUUAAGUGAUGACUACAACAAAUAUUGUGACUCUUCUUCAUCAUUUUCAUCCAUUUCCGAUAGGGAACCCAAUGACCUCUUCUAUCACUCUGAGGAUUUUCAAGGUUCCAUAAAGCCAUCACCAAUGUCUGAUGACAGUGGACUAGUGACACCACAUGACCAAAAUGAGGAAGAUGACAUCUUCAAGUACAUCUCACACCUGCCCAAAGAUCAUUUAGAAGGUGAACCUUCCAAACAAAGGACUGUCUUCCAAGCAUACAAAUCCAGCACAGAUGAUAAGGUUAACUCUAAAAAUCGUCUGGAUUCCAUUGAAGACCAUCUGGCAGAGGAAACCAACUCCGUGGAAGACAAGAACUCUGCUAAAGUUUCCAUCAUCCCUCAUGACUUAUUUUACUACCCUCAUUAUAGCGUUCCCAUUGCUGAUGUCUUGCAGGCCUUUGCCGACACCUGCCCAGAUGGUAUCAAUAGGUCCGAUAGGGAGUUUGACGAUUCAUCCGAAAACCACUCAGAGGGCAGCGACUCAUUCAGUGGUGACGACGACUUGGACGGAGAGAUGAUAGAAAAAGUGACUUCAGUGCCAGAAUCCGAAGAAUGGGGGUUAGGUUUGAAGGACUUUGUGCAAGAUGUGACAUGCAUAAAGACUGGUUCACCAGCUUGGUCAGUGGGAUCCAUAUUGAAUGGAUCAGUAUCUCAACCAGCCCAUGACCUACAGCCCAACAAUUCCUCUUUUCACUCUGGAUAUAAUGACAAUUCUCAGGUAACUGAACACACUGAAGAUCCUGAUGAUGAUGUUGAUGAAUCUAUAACAAGCGGAGAGAGAGUCGUCAGUAGGAAGUCAAACCUGGAGUUCCAUCUCAUUGAAGAUCAUCCAUGCAAACUUGCUGCAGAAGUAGAGGCCAGUCCUAAGGAUCCGUGGCUUUCAAGAGCCAUUCAGAAUGACGCGCACACCCACAACAGAAAAGAGCAUGAGUUCAACAAAGUUAUCAAUGUUAGAACUUUGAGGGAGGAAAACACAGAAGGUGAUAAAGACCAAAAUUCAGGACCAAGUAAAAGUGAACGUGGCGACACGCGCCGAGGGUCCCCGAGCUCCGGACCUUUGACGCCUGCUAAAGAUCUGAGGAAGAUGUAUUACAUCGGGAUCCUGCUCUGGUUCAUUUGCUACUGCGCCUUCAUCCUCCCAGAGUUGGACAUGAGCAAAGUGGAAUUCUUAGUGAGAGACGAUUAAAGACGGGGUCCCCGGGGUGGGGGGCCCACAAAUCGCCAAUGGUUUUUCCUCUCGCCAUGUCUCCUACAGCAAUAAUUUUAACCUGCUAGCGUCCUGCGUCGCGGCACAUGACUAAUGAGACACAAUGAGCAGAAUAAUCUCAUUUGGUGCCUUUGUGCAAAACUAGCGUGCUACUGCCGUCCUUUC